This is a messenger RNA of Uloborus diversus, 1160 nucleotides long. RefSeq lists its product as uncharacterized. Lineage: Eukaryota; Metazoa; Arthropoda; Arachnida; Araneae; Uloboridae. The record is from RefSeq and is a predicted model, not a curated record. The coding region runs from base 75 to 980 and encodes 301 amino acids. The transcript is spliced from 5 exons.
GUGACUGGCAGUCUGGAAAUGGAGCUUGCUUGUGUGAGACAAAAUAUGGAUUUUCCAUUAUUGCCUUUUAUGUGAUGGUUCUUUUGCUGAUGUUUUACGCAUCAGCAAUUGUGACUUCAUACUUUAGACUUUUGUACCAAUUCCAUGUAAUGUUAUCUGAAAAUUUUGGCAUAGAAGCAGUAGCUCCAUACGGUAGCUGCUGGGGUCGUAGGUUUUAUGUGAUGUUUCGUCGAAGACCACGUUAUGUGGGAGGUGGGCCAGCAGGUGGGCCUACAGCAAUGCUUUCAUCUCACACGCCACCAGCGGUUUCGAGCCGCGAGACUGGUAGUACAACACCGUUGGAUGCGAAUGAAAUGAAAGACAGACUUGCUUAUGCUUACGCAAAAUUGAAAAAAGCUUCUGAGGAAGAUCACGCGAUGGACAUAGAGAGAUAUCCGGGUUUAUUUUCUUCUGAAAAGCAACCUUUUCCACCAACAGCAACCCAAACAGUAUAUCCAGAACAAGUUGCAAUACCUCCAAUCCCGGUCCCAUCUCCCGAUCCUUCAUCAAAACGCUAUCUGGCGCCAGAAUCAAGUCCAAAAACAUUGACUUAUGAUUUUAAAUUUGAGAAAAGAAAUACUAUUCCCAUUUCUAAAGAUGAAUCAGCUGAAUCGAAGACACCCAAGAACAAGGUCUCAAGUUCUCAAAAUCGCUUAGAGCCACAAAUUUCUUUUGAAGCUCGGAAAAGAGCACUGUCUGUUCCAGAUCCACCCAGAUUAAAAAUUUUCGAAGAACAAAAACUAGAGGACGGUACAGAUACAUCCAGAAGGUCACGUGAAAAAGAACGAGAAGAUAACGAAUCUUCAUCUAGUCAAAAUGGGGAAAACGAGCCACGACGACUAACAGAUGAUGACGGCGAAAACGCUGAGCGCUUAGUCAAAGAACAAGAGCGUCCUCCAAUCUUGAAAAAGCCAAAACAAUCUGGUAGAGAGCAAAAAUAAGUUAUUCUACCUACGUAGAACACAGGAGACAUUCCUUUUCACACAUAAUGGUUCCCUAACUCAGAUGUAACGCAUUUUUGUACGAAGACAGCAACACGAAGGAUGUCGUUUAAAUAAACUUCCAGAGAAAAAAAUGAAUGAUAGUAAAACUCGUAUUUAAGGCAAUUUGUUGAACUCAAG